UGGUAACCCCUCACCUAGAUCAUCCUUUUGUGCGCGGCGCGCUGCAGGCUCAUAUCUCUGCGCUCUUGCCCAGCUGUCACCCCCGGCAUUGGUCCACCGAGCAGACACACGUAGGCGCGUAUCCGACCGACCCAACCCCCUUUUCCUCCGGCAGACCGACGAGCCCGGCGAGCGGCAGGACUACCAGGCAGCGACGACCCGCAGCUGCAGCUCUGAGCGGAGGACUUCCCCCCGACGGAGGAGGUGUCACACUGUGCCGAGUCCCUCAGUGUGCGGCAGCACCAAUGGCAGCUACGGGACCCGAGGACAGAGCUGGAGCGGGGCCAGACGGGACGGCGGCCUGCCCGGUGGGACGGCAGGCAUGCGUCUCUAAGACAAAGCAGGGCAGCAACGGGCCUGGCGUGCAACACACUCUGGUGUACGGACAGAGCUGCGUCCAGGCUGAGAGCGGCCGUUACAAGAGCAACCUGGCCGCUCCGCUGCCAGUGGGACCCACGGUGCACCUCGUCACCGCGCAGGCGCCAUACAGCUUUCGCAGCCCGGAGUCGGUGGAGAUGGAUGAGAUCAUGGCAGCCAUGGUCCUGACCAGUCUGUCCUGCAGCCCUGUGGUCCAGAGCUCUCCACAAACAGAUCCUGGACCUGCUGGCUCAUCAUCCUCACCCGCUGACAUGGAGUGCGGCGGAGGCGAGCUCUCAGACAGCGGCAGCAGCGGCUACUGGAGCUGGGACCACGGCAACGUCAGCCCGGCGCCCUCACCGUCGGUCACCGAGAUGGACAGCAGCCCCGACGAAGGCUUGCACAUGGAGCUGGAGCAGGGGGAGGAGCUCGCUGCCAAAAAACCAAAGAGCUCCGUCAGAAGUGUGUACAGAUGCCUGUGGCCCAGCUGUGGCAAAGUCCUCACGUCUUCAGUCGGCAUAAAAAGACACAUCCGUGUGCUGCAUCUGGGCGUCGGAGAACAAUGGCUCCAGCAGAACAGGCUGCAGCCAAUGAGUGUGUCGCCCUCCUGCACUCACUGCUCCUUCAGGAAGGGCCGCGGGGAGGCCAAGAAGUGCCGCAAGGUGUACGGGGUGGAGCGCAAGGAUCAGUGGUGCACCGCCUGCCGCUGGAAAAAGGCCUGCCAGCGCUUCCCGGACUAGAAGCAGCCGAGGCCAUGGCGAGAGAGAGAGCGUGAGAGACGUGGAUGGACGGAUGCGUUACAACAAGAGACUUUUAUCAAAAAGAGAAUAUAAAUCAGGGCCCGAGAGCCAUCAGCUGUUUUACAUGUGUGUGUUUUUUACUUUCAACUUGUUUCUUUUCUUUCCUAAAGGAAUGCUUCUGGACUUUUCUGUAUCUUUGUAUCUUGAUCCUGAAAACUGAAGUCUGCGAUGGUGCUAGCUGUUGACUGACUUUGACCUACGUGAUGUGCUAAGCCUACAAUACUCUUUAUCCAAAGGUCAUAUUACUACUCCUGUAGCUCCACUCUAUUAGACUUGGCUGUUUUUGUUAUUCCGACCUUCUCUUCCAGUGGUUACAGUGGUUAUGAUGUACAUUAUAUUGUGUGCUCUGAGUUACGUACGAGUAUU
This is a messenger RNA of Neolamprologus brichardi, 1562 nucleotides long. Lineage: Eukaryota; Metazoa; Chordata; Actinopteri; Cichliformes; Cichlidae. The record is from RefSeq and is a predicted model, not a curated record.